Messenger RNA from Oncorhynchus kisutch (coho salmon), 2409 nucleotides. Its product is annotated as growth hormone secretagogue receptor type 1-like. Gene Ontology annotation, cellular component: plasma membrane. The record is from RefSeq and is a predicted model, not a curated record. The transcript has 2 exons. Lineage: Eukaryota; Metazoa; Chordata; Actinopteri; Salmoniformes; Salmonidae. The coding region runs from base 814 to 1977 and encodes 387 amino acids. Gene Ontology annotation, biological process: G protein-coupled receptor signaling pathway; hormone-mediated signaling pathway. Gene Ontology annotation, molecular function: growth hormone secretagogue receptor activity.
UAGAGAUUUCUCAUCAAAUCACAGAGGAGGACAUGAUCGAUUGAUCUUAUGAGGAGGCUCCAGAGAGAGAGAGAGAGAGAGAGAGACAUUUGGACUGCGUUUCUGAAACCAUAAUAUUCAACUCAUAGAGGACUCAUAGAGGAUGUUGAUGUUGUUUGGAUGUUUUUGUUGUUUACCCAUUUCUCUUGGCUGAGUGGUUGGAGGAACUUUCCAGUGUCACAUCACCAAACCCUGACUAUGACUCACCUUCAGUCUAGGUUACCGUGUUUUCAUCUGACGCAUAAGAGCGCAUGAAGGGGACAGAGCAAGAGAGGGUCACUUUUUGGAGGAUGUUGUUUUAGAAGGUCGUCUUUGCUCGUUCAUCAAAAGUAUAUCUAUGUGAUUUAGACCAAUAUAUAUGCCUAUCAAUACCAGAGGAAAAGGAAUAUCAGAUCCUAUUCAUAUUUGUUUAAUACUUUUGUAGAAUGCGCUCAAAGGAUGCUAGUAUUAUUUUCUUUCUUCAGACAUGUAUUUUAGCUUGUGAUAUAUUUAAUAACAUUCAAAGGCUAUACUGUAUUUCUUACAAGUCAAAUCAUUUUGUAAAUGGAAGACAAGAUGGGAAGGUGUGUUGUAUUGCUCCAGUGCAAGACUGUUCUAAAAUAGAGGAGGACUCGGAGCUUAACUGCUGUUGGUAAAACCAUACGAUCCUUUACGCAUCACGCGGCGCGCACGCACACACACGCACUCAGAGGAAUAGAGGACAUGCGGAGACAAGAGGAGCGCGCCAGCCGCCCCAAGGAGAACCUCCAGCCGCGUGAAUGACCCGCUGGCAGCAUGCACUCCUGGCCCAACCGAACUGACUGUCUCUCUCCCGUUAACUGCAGCUGGGAGGAUAACUACUGGAACUACUACUUUAACGGGAGCUACCAGGGUCCCGUGCCCCCCGAAAACCUAUUCCCCAUCCCCGUUCUAAUGGGAAUCACCAUCACCUGUACUCUCCUGUUCCUAGCGGGAGUGGCCGGGAAUGUAAUGACUAUACUGGUCGUGUCUAAGUACAGAGACAUGAGAACAACCACUAACCUCUACUUAUGUAGCAUGGCUGUCUCAGACUUGUUGAUAUUCCUCUGUAUGCCCCCUGAUGUGUAUCGGUUAUGGAAGUACAGGCCAUGGAUAUUUGGAGAUACAUUCUGUAAACUGUUUCAGUUCGUUAGUGAGUGCUGUACUUAUUCAACGAUUUUGAAUAUAACCGCUCUGUCCGUGGAGCGGUACCUGGCCAUCUGCUUCCCACUUCGCGCCAAACGCCUGGUCACCAAGCGACGCGUCCGUGCGCUCAUCCUCUUUCUCUGGCUCGUGUCGCUGUUGAGCGCGGGACCUGUCUUCGUUCUGGUGGGAGUGGAGCACGAGACUCGCCCAGCGGCGGGAAACUCUGUGACUGCUGGUGGGGCGGAAGGACAGACAGAGAUAGACACUAGCGAGUGUAAACCCACCCAGUACGCGGUUGAGUCUGGGCUUCUAGCCGCCAUGGCGUUGGUUAGCUCUGUGUUUUUCUUCCUGCCGGUGUUUUGUUUGACUGUGGUGUACAGUUUGAUUGGACGAAGGUUGUGGAAGAGACGGAGAGAGAACAAUAUUGGAGCUAACGUAGCACACAGGGACAAGAGCAACAGACAGACCGUUAAGAUGUUAGCUGUAGUGGUCUUUGCCUUCGUCCUAUGCUGGUUGCCUUUCCACUUGCAUCGUUACCUUAUGUCCCAUUCCUCCGAGGGCUCCUCUCCUCUCUGGUCUCUCUUCACCCAGUACUGCUCCCUUGUUUCCACUGUCCUCUUCUAUCUCUCGGCUGCCAUCAACCCUGUCCUCUAUAACACCAUGUCUAGGAAGUACCGGUCAGCUGCUGCCCAACUGUUUGGUCUACAGGAGACUCAACCACCCAGAGGGAGAACAGCAAGCACUGUCAAAGGAGAGAGUUCACCUGCCUGGACAGAGUCCACUGUUAGCCUGUGACUGUAGCCAAUUUGGAGGGUGAAUGGGCGCUAGAUAUAUACUUCUCUGAUUUUGAUAUGUAGUUGUUGUGAUCAACGUCUUCUUGUGUGUUUUUCAUCAGUGACCACUGCUUUCCCUGGUUGAUCAAACUCAAACAGGCACCAUUAUGGACCAUCAAGUCUUUAAUCCAAGAGAGCACCGGUUUACGCAUAACGUCCAUGAACAUUGAUUACUUAUUGAAAUUUGAUCAUUCCGCCCUGGCCUUGCGUUGAACAUAUUAAUUAUAUUAGCCUCAAGGACUCUGAACGAGACUGUUGCUUUGAUGUCACAACCCGCCCGGCAAAGGCGUUUGAGAAGAUGUUUUAUAAAAUAUUUAUAAAACAAGGCGUUUCUGUCACCCAAAAAGAAGCACACCAUUAGCAACAAAAACUAUUAAACCGCUUUUGAAAUGGA